UAAAGAAUAAGGAAGUAAAAAACAUUUUCUGGCGCUGAGUCGACGGAAAAGCCGGAGUGUGGUAUUUUUAUGUGACUAGUUGUACCAACUUAGACGGCUCUUUUAAAAUAUGUUUUGCAAAAAGAACCUGUUUUGACAAGUGUAAUAGCUGUCUUAUAGCCAUGUAGCUAGUUAGCUACAAAUACAGCUACUGUUGUGGACGAAGAGGUUCUGGUUUCAGUCACUUGCCUUAACCCUCUGGCUAUUAUCAAUGACAACUUGGUUAGCAAGCCAACGUUAGUCAAAGAAAAUCAGGUUUCCACAACCGAUAAUUCGAGAGUGGAGCCACACAAUGGCAUACUGCGACAAGACAGGUGAUCAUCCCUCAGCUUCUCUAAACAAUGAGGACAGUCGUAAUGGACAUGACCCGGCGACAGAUAAGCACCCGACUCCGCACUCCAAAGGAAAUGCGAACGAUUGCUGUGCCACUGAAGAAGCCCGAACAGUGUCUGUGCCUCAUGGGUUGUGUGUAAAGAAGAAAAAGCUUGUCCUUCACGUUGACCUCAAUAACACCAUCUUGGUGUCUGAUGCUGUGACAAGUCAAGGAACUAUUGCAGCUUUGGAUUACUUUAUUUCCACAGUGACAUGGGGACAAAUGAGUAAACAAGGUAAGUGGAUGUGGAUGAGUGACUCACCUUCCCUGCUUCCACCAUGUGAGGGCGCUGUCAGCUACUACUCCCAGUUUGGCCGGGUGGCAGGUUUCACCAGCUCCACUGCAGGUCGGAGGUUCCGGGGCGUGCUGGAUGAGCACCUGGCGAUGCUGCGAUGGCCGAAAGAGCUGAAGGGGGACAAGGAGCUGGCUGUGAAGGGGGAGGAUGGGCAGCUGUACCACUGGAUCUUGCCCUCCUUCUUCCAGCUACUGAAAGACCUGGUGGCGGAGGGGAGGGACUUUGCUAUCCUGUUCCGCACUUUUGGCUCUGACCUUCCCCGCGUGCUGUCUGCAGUGUCCCGUGCCCUCACUCAGGGCUCCCACCCACUCUUCCCUGACCUUCCAGCACUUAAGCUGAGUGUGAAUGAGACGCCAGGCCAGAUCCGCUGCAGUAAGAAGGGGGCGGUCCUGACCCGGGCAGAGGAGCGUCUGUCGACCUGUGACGGGGAGCGAUCCUUGUACCAGUACCUCAGCUCUGUCCAGUGCCUGGGGGGCUUCCAGGACCAUUUUGACUGGUGGGCCAGGAACACCUACUCCAUCCUGGGAGGGAAACCUCUGUGGGUGGACCCCUUCGACCAGGAUGUCCAGCACAUCUUCAUCGAUGACAACAUUCGACAGAAUGACAAAGACACCAUUGUCCAUCCAAAGGUGUUUCUAGACCGAGACGGCUCAGAGACCCGCACAGCCUCCACCUCAGAGCUGUAUGACCUCUGUCUGGUCCAGAACGACCUGCUCAAGGCCAUCUCAGACCCAGAGUACUUCACCCAGCGCAUCAGCAUCUGCCAGGAGAACUAUGACAGGAACCUUCAGCAGGGGGCAGGCUAGAGUGGUUUGUCUGUAGCCUAGAGGUCCAUGGUGAGAAGGGGUUGGGACAACUCAGGUCUGUAGCCUAGAGGUCCAGGGUGAGAAGGUGUUGGGACAACUCAGGUCUGUAGCCUAGAGGUCCAGGGUGAGAAGGGGUUGGGACAACUCAGGUCUGUAGACUGGAGGUGGAAGGUCAAAGGGAGCUCCUGCAGUUGCUCUAACUCGUCCUCUAAGGUCAAUAUUCUCAGGGUGUGUGACACUGGCAACCAAUAUAUUGCAUAUGUAGAAGGCAUUAUUUUGCUGCUGUUUUUAAAUGAUAAUAUAUAUUUAAACAAAAAAAUGGUAAUCGAUAUAAAGGCAUUGUUUAUGUACACCAAAAUGUGUUCAGAAAAGACUUGAAUGGUCAUACUUGAAUGUUUCUAAUAUUACAAAGAGAGAGAGCUGCGUGGUUGAGCAGUAAGACUAACUGUUACAACUGAAAUCAUACUCUAGUCUACAGACAAAUUACUUUAAUAUUAACCACAAUUAGUAUUACUGUUUGACUAUUUAUCAUGGCAAAACAAUGGAUGAGUUUGACCUAAAAUAAUUUGGGUUUAUGUGGUUUGGAGUUUAUUUGCACUGAAAAUGACUUUACUUUCUUUGAAGCGCUCUCAUGUGGAUAAAAAGUAUAUAUCCAGGGAAUGUGUGUCACGCUUUCUCUUGAAGGUUUGUCAUAGUGGUGGAUGAGGUGAGUGGCCCCGUUACAAUGUAAAGCUCUAUACACCGACUGUACAAAACACUAAGGACACCUUCCCUCGGGGCAUGGACUCUACAAGGUGUCAAAAGUGUUCCACAGGGAUGCUGGCCCAUGUGGACGCCAAUGCUUCACAUUUUCUGGAUGUCCUUUGGGUGGUGGACCAUUUUUGAUACUCACGAGAAACUGUUGAGCUUGGAAAAACCCAGCAGCGUUGCAGUUCUUGACCCAAAUGGUGCGCCUGGCAUCUAAUACCAUACCCCGUUCAUAGGCACUUCAAUCUUUUGUCUUGCCUGUUCACCACCCUCUGAAUGGCACACGUACACAAUCCAUGUCUCAAUUGUCUCGAGGCUUAAAAAUCCUUCUUUAACCUAAGUUACAUCAAUAAGGGAUCAUAGCAUUCACCUGGUCAGUCUCAUGGAAAGAGCAGGUGUCCUUAAUGUUUUUUACUCAGUAUAUAAGUCGAAUCAAUGAUUCGUAUUAGCAUAUUUUUAAGCUUGAAGGGAGUGUGGCGUUUGACUACUGCAAAUUUGAGACACCUUUUCAAAGUAGCACAUCACAAUCACCAGGAUGUGGGUAAGAUAAAGGCGUCAGCAUGCUUCAGUUCAGCUAGCACCUCGCCAAACUCAGCUUGGAGAACCGAACGAGUGUGCUCGCGUACUCCCUUAAAAGACCUUUGCUUGAAAAAAGCAACAAUAGUAUUUUGUCCAUUUUGAGACUCUAGUUGUAUACACUUCCUCAAACUGGUCAGAAUAACUAAAAAAAAAAUGUUCAUUCAUUUUUAUGUUUUUGCCAAGGAGAUCUUUUAGUCGUGCAAUUUUACAUUUAACUGUUUGGUGCAGUAUUUUUCAAUUAGAUUUUUUUUUAUGAAAACGAGUCGUCUCGUUGAAUGACAACAAAGACUUAGAAUCCCUAUUGUUGACCAAUCACGGACCAAGAGGCGUAGACUUCGGCCACUGACUUUGGCUUGCCUCUAGAACAUUGCUUUGUGUGUCCGAACAGCCGACAAAAGUCCAAAACGAACAAAAACACCCCAGUGCCGUCAUUAUAUAUGCACAAACUGUUUUGGCUGGGAAGCAUGCAGACGCCUUUUAAAAGCACAAUCAGGCCUUUGACUGCAAUUAUACAAAAAGAGGCAUGGGGCAUUGUUGCUAAGGCAAAGUCACAUUUGAUGGGAGAUCGAUUCAGAUGCAAGAUUGUCUGUUGGACCGACUGACUGUUACCUUAUCAUGCAUUCACCAAGUCAGUCUGAAUGCUUAAUCUGAAUAUACUUAGUGUCUUUUUGUAUGUCAUUGUCUUGUGUCAGUUGGGGGACGAGUAACGCGUAGGCGUGACGCCACCUGACGUAAGACGAUCUUUGUAUGUUUCAUGAUGAACAUUCUGAACAAUCAGCUUGUGUGGUGUUCAAUAAACCUCAUGAGUGGAAGAAAAUGUA
Messenger RNA from Oncorhynchus nerka (sockeye salmon), 3660 nucleotides. RefSeq lists its product as uncharacterized. Lineage: Eukaryota; Metazoa; Chordata; Actinopteri; Salmoniformes; Salmonidae. The transcript is spliced from 5 exons. The coding region runs from base 332 to 1513 and encodes 393 amino acids. The record is from RefSeq and is a predicted model, not a curated record.